AUGGCAACACAAACUUUCCUCUGUAACAACACCUCCUUCAACUUCAACUGCACCGUACCCGGUAUGAAUAAGACUCAUACACCUGCUACCACCUGCCCCGUGUGCAAGGUUCCCGCCUCUACCUUCUGCCACAAGUUCGGUCACUUCACUAGUAAGACCAGCUCCGGAUCAGGAACUGAUGGAGAUGGCGAUGUCCCCAUGGAUGGCUCCACCUGUACCUCGUGGAAUCCAACUCGGCCGUCUCACACUCAGCCACUGAAGGACAUCGAUAACGACGUUAUCAUGGGGAACACAGACACGGGGAUUAGCCUUAGCAGGGCGGGAAAGCAGCAGGUCUCUUUGUCCACGGACACAGCGGACAAAAUGGACAUAGAUACGUGGACCGUAGGCGCGAGCGGGAGUAUGUUCACGAGUAUGUUAUCAGGCGGACAGAAGCCAGCGGCAAAGGAAAUUGCAUGUUGUUCAAACGAAGAUUAUACUUCGGAUGUAUGGUAA
Messenger RNA from Aspergillus mulundensis, 495 nucleotides. RefSeq lists its product as uncharacterized. Lineage: Eukaryota; Fungi; Ascomycota; Eurotiomycetes; Eurotiales; Aspergillaceae. Bases 1 to 495 code for a protein of 164 amino acids. The transcript has 2 exons. The record is from RefSeq and is a predicted model, not a curated record.